UACAAUAAUGUGUAAAGAGACAGCUUACAUUCACGCUUCCGACAUGGCGGCGGGAGAAGGUAACCAAAGUCAGGGCGGAGAAAUCUCGUCAAGACAACCGCAUUUAGCCAAGCAAGAUGUCGCCAAUUUGGAUGUGACCAAACUCAACGCCCUCACACCAGAGGUCAUCAGUAGACAGGCCACCAUCAACAUAGGAACCAUCGGUCAUGUGGCUCACGGCAAGUCUACUGUGGUGAAGGCCAUCUCAGGAGUACAGACUGUACGGUUCAAGAAUGAGUUAGAGAGAAACAUCACCAUCAAGUUAGGAUAUGCCAAUGCAAAGGUGUAUAAAUGUGAUGGCCCGACCUGCCCGCGCCCCGACUGUUACCGGUCCUGUGGCAGUUCUAAGGAGGACAACUUCCCCUGUGACAGGAUGGGCUGCAGUGGCAAGUUCUGUCUGCAGAGGCAUGUAUCAUUUGUGGACUGUCCCGGUCACGACAUCCUCAUGGCCACCAUGUUGAACGGAGCGGCAGUCAUGGACGCUGCGCUGCUGCUGAUCGCGGGGAACGAGUCAUGUCCGCAGCCGCAGACAUCGGAACAUCUGGCCGCUAUUGAGAUCAUGAAGCUGAAGCACAUCCUGAUCCUACAGAACAAGAUUGAUCUGGUGAAGGAGAGCCAGGCGAAGGAGCAGUACGAACAGAUCCUCAAGUUUGUACAAGGCACAGUUGCAGAGGGCGCUCCAGUGAUCCCCAUCUCUGCCCAGCUGAAGUACAACAUCGAGGUGAUCUGUGAAUACAUCUGUAAGAAGAUCCCCAUCCCUGUCAGGGACUUCACCUCCCAACCACGACUCAUCGUGAUCCGAUCCUUCGAUGUGAACAAGCCUGGCUGUGAGGUAGAAGACCUGAAGGGUGGAGUGGCCGGAGGAAGUAUUCUCAAGGGUGUUCUCAAGGUUGGGCAGGAGAUCGAGGUGCGGCCAGGUAUCGUGUCUAGGACCCGGGGGAAGCUGAUGUGUAAGCCCAUCUUCUCCAGGAUUGUCUCCCUAUUUGCUGAGCAGAAUGACCUGCAGUUUGCUGUGCCUGGAGGCCUGAUUGGUGUGGGCACUAAAAUCGACCCCACGCUGUGCCGUGCGGACAGGAUGGUGGGGCACGUGCUGGGCGAGGUCGGCGCUCUCCCGGACAUCUACACAGAAAUAGAAAUCUCCUACUUCCUCCUCAGGCGCCUGCUGGGAGUCCGGACGGAAGGCGACAAGAAGGGGGCAAAGGUCCAAAAGCUGUCGAAGAACGAGGUUCUGAUGGUGAACAUCGGGUCGUUGUCCACGGGGGGCAGGGUUCUGGCGGUGAAGGCUGAUUUAGCCAAAAUAGUUCUAACCAACCCGGUGUGUACAGAGAUAGGGGAGAAAAUCGCCUUGAGUAGAAGGGUGGAGAAACAUUGGAGGUUGAUUGGUUGGGGCCAGAUUAGAAGAGGUGUGACCAUCAAGCCGACAACACAGGAGGACUGACAGCUGUCAAUCAAUUGAUCAAUUACAACAACUGUGGGCCUGUAUGUGUCCCAUUGUACAGCCAUACUAAUAGAAUUGCUUGGUUUUGAUAUUUUUGCAUUGAAAACUGCUGCAGAAAGUAAGUUGGAAGAUGAAGGCAUACAGAAGCUUGAGUGUUGGUCAAGACCUAUAUUUCGAUCAUGAAAGUGUAAAUUUUCAACUGUACACUUUAAGCAAGAUAAAAAUGAUACUGAAUUGGGAUUUUUUCAGUCUGAAAUAAUUGAUUGAUACAUUUGGCUAACUGAGAUAACCAAGUAAUUAUAUUGGUAUGGUUGAUUAGGAUAAACAUGGUUUUGUAAUAACUGGUAAGUAUCACAAGCACCCCUAAAGAGCUGUGUAGUGUAUUACUACUACACAAAAAUGAGGCAUAUCUGAGCUUAUUUUUGUGAUGUUAACUCAACUGCCAUACUGGUGACCUUACAUACCUGUAACAGCUACAGUUAUGUUGUUCUAUGAACAGUUAUGUUAUUCUAUGAACUUACAUUUCAAACAAUCUGAACUUGCCCUUGUAGCUCUUUGUAAGAUGUGACAUGAUGUUGAACUUGACAUUUCCCAGAAGUCCUUUUCGAUUACUUUACCUCUCCUUCUGCAGAAGUACUGUAUAUCAUGAAAUAUUUUGUGGUAGUUUAUGUUUGCAGUUUUUACAGUAAGCUCAUCACACCAUCUAUCUACCUUGCCUGGUGUUACUUCUGUUGUUUUUGACUGUGAACAUAAAACACAGCAUAUCCCUCCCCCUGCCUACAGCAAUAUACAACUCCAGGAACUUAACUUGCAGUACAAUUUAGCCUUUUGGGAUGAAGUUUCUAUUAGCUAGAUUUCUGUCUCUUUCUCUCACUCAGAUACUGUACCAACAAUAAUUCUUAUUUUGUCAUCACAUUUAUUGAGUACCAGAAUAUUGAGUUUCAAGCUAUUCUGGACAAUCUAACUUUUGGUAUACCACUUUGUUUGACUACCUAUCUCUGUCACAUAUAUCUCAAUAAAUAUGUAAACCCUGUAUGGGCCUUUUCUGU
Molecule: messenger RNA, 2526 nt
Organism: Branchiostoma floridae (Florida lancelet)
Lineage: Eukaryota; Metazoa; Chordata; Leptocardii; Amphioxiformes; Branchiostomatidae
Product: eukaryotic translation initiation factor 2 subunit 3, X-linked-like
Biological process (GO): formation of translation preinitiation complex; positive regulation of translational fidelity
Cellular component (GO): eukaryotic translation initiation factor 2 complex; cytosol
Molecular function (GO): translation initiation factor activity; GTP binding; tRNA binding
Source: RefSeq, a predicted model, not a curated record